UAUACGCUAUCAAAAAAAUGCUGCAUCUCUUCAGAAACUGUGAGUAGAUCACAGGGGCAGAGCUUGUGUGCUUCUGUCAAGGCACAGGCAUCCUCCACAGGAGCUGCUGGUGUCAGGAGUGAGCCGUCACGAAGAAUGCUUUGUGUUAGAAAGGGAACCUGCUUGGUUUUGCAGGUCGGGCUGUGGCUGUGGACACAGCCAGGUCUAGCGCAAGAGUGCAGAAGCGGUAAUUUAAAGCUCGUCAACGGGAUGGAGAAAUGCUGCCCGGUUUGUUCAUCCAAACCAGAAAACCAAUUUACGCCGUGUGCUAAUGCAGAGGGUGACUGUAAAUGUGGGGCUGGAUACGAGUGCGCUGACCUAUCCUGCACGUCCUGCAAACAACUCCCACGGUGCAAGGCAGGCGAGGAAAUAAGAAGAACAGGCAGGAUUGAUUUUGAAUUCAUCUGCAAACCCUGCAAAAAUGGCACCUUUUCCAAAGCCGGGGACACCAGAUGCAAACCUUGGACUAAGCAUCCAGGUCCUAGAUGUGUAAUGAUCCAGCCAGGAAAUGCAACCCAUGAUGCAGAGUAUGGCAAAGAUGAACCUUCUGUGGAGCAAGGCAUCCUUUCAUCUUUGGAGUCCUCGUCUACCACGAUCAUGGCAAUCCUGACUGCAGUGGCUAUCUUCAUUCUCAUCCUGAUGACCUUCCUCUUGCACCUCUUCAUAUGGUCACUGAAGAAAGAGAAAGUCCACAUAGUUCAAGAACCUGAAAAUAAUUCCAUCUUGAUGCCACCACCAACAAGCCACCUUGUAGAAGAUACCUACAGCUGCCAGUUCCCCGAAGAAGAAGCUGGAGACAAAAUAAUUGAAGAAAAACCUUCUUGCAUCACCAUAUCGGGCCUGCACUGAAGAGGUGGAUGGAAGGCAAAUAUCGGUGAAAAGGGAAGAUUUGAAUGGCUUUUCACACACGGACAGACUGAAGGGUGGGGACAAAGAUAAUCUCAGAAACAUGGCAGUCUUGCAGUAGGAAUUGAGGAACUAUUCCCUCGAGCUGGCAUUUGGCUCAGCCCCUAUUCUUUUUGGCCAGUUCCUCCUAUUCUGAUCUAAGUCCUUUUCAGCUCAGCCUGGGACCAGAACAUUUUGUCCUUGUUCUUCCCGUAUGCAUCACGUGCUUAUAACCGCAUGGUGUCUCCCAUAGAGUCGCAUGUCAGUGGAGAAUCCGGGUCUCUGUUUUAAUAGCAUGAAAUUACUUAAACAGAAGCCAAGAUGCCAUUUUAAACAGAUAAAUUGAGGCCUGUUGAGUCCACAAUCUGGGUAUGCAAAUGUCCCUGGGCACUUAUGACAGCUUUCACUUGGAAGGCUUCAUAAUAACAAGGGCAUAAAUGCGCUUGCUCGGAUGAAAGGAGCAGAAGUGGCAAACGGUGGUUUAAGGACUAUACUCUGUGCUCUGUUGCAUGCAAUUAGAUUGCGUUUCACCCCAAAUAAGUGUUAGAUCGAGAGGCAACCCUUCAUGGAAUAUGUGAGACAUUUUGCCGGCUGUGGUGGAAACAGAAUUUCCUUGUUGCUUUUGACGAUGAUGCAAAUUGCAGUCUACAAUGCUGCUUCCUGUUUGGUUUCGGUGAGAGGCUGGUAGGGCCAUGUCACUGCGUGUGUGUGUAAGUGCCACUUCUGAGCUAGCCCUGGGCGCUUGUGCUCGUAGGGACUCUUCUCACAGGGACAAGGGCUUUGGAGACGUGUUUUGGCUGUAUGGAUUUGUUUCUGCAGAACACUCCCCCCCUCUCCCCAACCCCUUCUUCCUUGAUUCAAAUCAGUUUUUGUUCCAGGAAUAUUUAAAUAAAGCACCCCCAAGCCUGUCUGGAAAACUAAGCUGAAGGCGAUGCAGUCCAAGCAGCAAAGAUUCUGCGUGAUGAGUCCUCCUCCCCUGGCUCGGGGAAUAACCAGGAGAAUGAAACAGGAAACAAAAUAAAACUGGCUCCGUAUUUUGGCUAGAGGAACCUCAAGCCUCAUCCUCCCCGGGUGUAAGCCAGCCCAGCUCCAGUCUGGUAACCAGUGGGCUCUGAGGUUCCAGUUCCCCGUUUGCAAGAAGUAAAACUAGACCCCACCGAUUUUUACAUGGGUUUCCAAAUUGACAGGACAAAACCUCACCUUCCUAUUUCCCAGAGCCAAAGCCUCAGCUGAGGCUAGCCUCCGUCAGAAGAACUGCUUUGAUUUCCAUCAGCUGAGGAUGAUCCCAGGCCUCGGGUUCAACUAGCGACGCCUGGGGGGUUUUUGGAUUCGAUCCGAUUGCCAUGUAGGGUCAAUAGCCUGUCUCCCUUGGAAA
Molecule: messenger RNA, 2299 nt
Organism: Gavialis gangeticus (Gharial)
Lineage: Eukaryota; Metazoa; Chordata; Crocodylia; Gavialidae
Gene: TNFRSF18
Product: TNF receptor superfamily member 18
Exons: 6
Coding region: 136-888 (250 amino acids)
Biological process (GO): positive regulation of cell adhesion
Cellular component (GO): external side of plasma membrane
Source: RefSeq, a predicted model, not a curated record